Molecule: messenger RNA, 1395 nt
Organism: Microplitis mediator
Lineage: Eukaryota; Metazoa; Arthropoda; Insecta; Hymenoptera; Braconidae
Product: homeobox protein Hox-B3a-like
Exons: 5
Coding region: 1-1395 (464 amino acids)
Biological process (GO): regulation of transcription by RNA polymerase II
Cellular component (GO): nucleus
Molecular function (GO): DNA-binding transcription factor activity, RNA polymerase II-specific; RNA polymerase II cis-regulatory region sequence-specific DNA binding
Source: RefSeq, a predicted model, not a curated record
AUGUCUUACACUGAUUCAACCGAAAAGUGCAUCGAGUUUCUCGCAUCUUUAGAGUUGCCAUCGUAUCCGUCUUCACCUGAAAGCAUGAGAACGAGCCUGUCAGAGGAGUGGAAUUACAACCACCAAUCAAGUCGUAAUCAUUCACCCCUUUCCGAUGCUGUUAAUUCACCUCUUACUGAUGCUGUUAAUACGAACAAUACUUCGGAAGCAGCCAAUUCAAAUUCCGAGUUUUUGAAUCAACAAUCAUUUCAGCAUCAACAAUCUACAGAGCCAUUCAUCAACGGAGACAUUAACAAAUUACCAAAUGAAGAACUUCAGCAACAACAAGAUCGGUGUCUCGAAAAUAAAUCACCUUUACAAAAAGCAGCGCGAACUAGUACAAAACAAAAGAGUCAACAAAGACGAGCACGAACUGCAUUUACUACGGAGCAGCUCAAUGAGCUCGAAAAAAUUUUCAGUGCAAACAAUCACUUAUGCCGUCGGACCAGAAUUAAUACUGCAAAUAAAUUGAAACUCACCGAAAGACAGGUCAAGGUAUGGUUUCAGAAUCGUAGAAUGAAAAAGAAAAAAACUACCUCAAGUAAAGUCGAUACAAACGACAAGAACAAUUUAAAUCCUCUGAAGAAUGGAAGAAAUCAGUUACUUGCCGCUGAAUACGUUCAGCGUAGACAAAUGAACCCACCUGGAUUAGGUUCAACUAUACAUUACCAUCAUUCGCCACCAAACCAAGAUAUGGGUUUUAAAAACGACGGUAACUACUGGACGAAUGGUACCAACUACCAACCGGCAUACAGCGGAAGUAUGCAAAAUGCUACCAUUUAUACUGAAUCUUCUGAGGCCCAAAUGUAUAAUAACAACAUUAAUAAUUAUUAUUCACCCGUCAAUGGGUUCUAUAAUAAUAAUAAUAAUAACUAUACCGGUUAUUAUGUAAACCCUGUUGACAACAUCGAUUAUAACUAUAAAGAACACACUACUGUCACUGGCUAUCCGGCUAAUAACAAACAGGAAAAACCAAAACGUCAAAGAACUACAUUUACCGAGGAGCAACUUUCCGAGCUACAAAAAAUUUUCUGUGAUAACAAUUACCCAUGCCGUGAAGCAAGAAUUGAGACAGAAUUGAGAUUAGGUCUCACAGAACAACAGGUCAAGGUUUGGUUUCAAAAUUAUCGAAUGAAGGUGAAAAAAACUACCCAAAGUAAAAUCGAUACAAACGACAAGAAAAAUUUAAAUCCUCCGAUAAAUGAAAGAAAUCAGUACAUUGCCGCUGAAGACAUUGAGCGUCGACGAAUGAACCCACCUGGAUUAGGUUUAACUAUAGAUUACUACACUGAGAGAAAAAUAAGGCGAGUGAAAAUAACAAAGUGUGCAAACGCAGAGUGCGAAAGAAAAAAUUAG